This is a messenger RNA of Drosophila montana, 622 nucleotides long. RefSeq names its product Corazonin (gene Crz). The transcript has 2 exons. Gene Ontology annotation, molecular function: corazonin receptor binding. Lineage: Eukaryota; Metazoa; Arthropoda; Insecta; Diptera; Drosophilidae. The coding region runs from base 17 to 478 and encodes 153 amino acids. Gene Ontology annotation, biological process: positive regulation of heart contraction. The record is from RefSeq and is a predicted model, not a curated record.
AUUCUGCUGUCUAAUCAUGCUGCGUCUCCUGCUGCUGCCCCUGUUCCUCUUCACCCUGUCCAUGGCGUGCAUGGGGCAGACAUUUCAGUAUUCUCGUGGCUGGACCAAUGGGAAACGGGCACCGCCCGCAGCUCUGCUGACCAAUGGCCAUAAUCUGGGCCUAUUGGACAUUUACGAUAUUCAGGACAGGCCCAGCGAUCUUAAGCUGGAACGCUGCCUGUUGCAACUGCAGCACUUUGUGGGCAACACCUUGCUGCAUCGCUCCUUUGCCAACGGAUUAGCGUACAGUGCGAGCAGACCCGACCCGGAAACGGAAGUGCGCAACAUUAAUAUUCAUCCCAGACCCGUUGCCAGCAACAACAAUAUCGAAAACAGUUUGUACCCGAACGUCAAUCAUCGUCAAUCAAAUGAGCUGUUCGAGGCUUUAAAUGCGCCGGGCCCCGAUGCGGUGGAGCCCAACGAUUAUGGCAAGCAUUAAAGGCGCACGAAAAUAUGCCCACAAAAAUAUGUUUUAAUUAAUAAUAAUUGUUAUUAGCAAGAAAUGCUACAAAAAUAUUUAAAAAAAAAAAAAGAAGAAGAAACGCAUUGAUAUUGGCAAAAUUUAUUGGUAUUUAUUUAGGUG